Messenger RNA from Jaculus jaculus (lesser Egyptian jerboa), 1308 nucleotides. It is a transcript of the gene Mboat4, whose product is annotated as membrane bound O-acyltransferase domain containing 4. Gene Ontology annotation, cellular component: endoplasmic reticulum membrane. The transcript is spliced from 3 exons. The record is from RefSeq and is a predicted model, not a curated record. Bases 1 to 1308 code for a protein of 435 amino acids. Gene Ontology annotation, molecular function: serine O-acyltransferase activity. Lineage: Eukaryota; Metazoa; Chordata; Mammalia; Rodentia; Dipodidae. Gene Ontology annotation, biological process: lipid modification; peptidyl-serine octanoylation.
AUGGACUGGCUCCUGCUAUUCUUCCUCCACCCUGUGUCACUGUAUCAAGGGGCAGCUUUUCCUUUUGCACUUCUAUUUAAUUCUCUCUGCCUCAUGGAUUCAUUUUCCACACGGGCCAGGUAUCUCUUUCUUCUGGCUGGAGGCGGGGCGCUGGCCCUGGCGGCCCUGCGGGCCUAUGCUGUGCUGGUCUUCGUUCCUGCUCUGUGCACGGCGGUCCUGCUCUCCUCUCUCGGCCCACACCAGGUCCACAGGCUGACUUUCUCCUUCCAGAUGAGCUGGCAGACCCUGUGCCACUUGGGUCUUCACUACACCGAGUAUUACCUGCAGGAGCCUCCUUCCGUGAGGUUCUGCCUCACUCUUUCUUCCCUCAUGCUCUUGACCCAGAGGGUCACAUCCCUCUCUCUGGACAUCUGUGAGGGGAAGGUGGAGGCGGCAUCAGGAGGCGUCCAGAGCAGGAGCACGCUGUCUGAGCACCUGUGUAAGGCUCUGCCCUAUUUGAGCUACUUGCUCUCUUUCCCUGCUCUCCUGGGAGGCUCCCUAUGUUCCUUCCAGAGAUUUCAGGCUCGUAUUCAAGGGUCUAGCUCUUUGUGUCGUGAGCCCUCUCUCCGGGCCCUGUCCUGGAGGGGUGUGCAAAUUCUUGGACUGGAGUGCCUCAAGGUGGCUCUAGGGAGGAUGGUGCGUGCAGGGGCGGGACUGGACGACUGCCAGCAGCUUGAAUGCGUCUAUGUCAUGUGGUCCACCGCUGGGCUCUUCAAACUCACCUACUACUCCCAGUGGAUCCUGGACGACUGUCUCCUCCAGGCCGCAGGCUUUGGGUCUGAGUGUGCUCAGUGGCCUGGGGAGGAGGGCUAUGUCCCUGACGCAGACAUCUGGACUCUGGAGACGACCCACAGGAUAGCCCUGUUCACGAGAACGUGGAACCAAAGCACAGCUCGGUGGCUCCGCAGGCUCAUCUUCCAGCAAAGCCGGGGGUGGCCGCUGCUGCAGACGUUUGCCUUCUCCGCCUGGUGGCACGGGCUCCACCCGGGGCAGGUGUUUGGCUUCCUUUGCUGGGCUGUUAUGGUGGAAGCUGACUACCUGAUCCACACCUUUGCCCGCGUGUUCAUCAGAUCCUGGCCCACGCGGCUGCUCUACAGGGCCCUCACGUGGGCCCACACGCAGCUCAUCAUCGCCUACAUCAUGCUGGCCGUGGAGCUGAGGAGCCCCUCCUCCCUCUGGCUGCUGUGCGGUUCUUACAGCAGCGUCUUCCCCGCGCUCUACUGUGUUUUGCUCAUCCUCCUAGCGAAGAGGAAGCGCAAACGGAACUGA